This is a messenger RNA of Branchiostoma belcheri (Belcher's lancelet), 3604 nucleotides long. RefSeq names its product serine/threonine-protein kinase greatwall-like. Gene Ontology annotation, cellular component: nucleus. NCBI's taxonomy places the organism in Eukaryota, Metazoa, Chordata, Leptocardii, Amphioxiformes, Branchiostomatidae. The record is from RefSeq and is a predicted model, not a curated record. Gene Ontology annotation, biological process: intracellular signal transduction; peptidyl-serine phosphorylation. The transcript is spliced from 10 exons. Bases 79 to 3351 code for a protein of 1090 amino acids. Gene Ontology annotation, molecular function: protein serine/threonine kinase activity; ATP binding.
UGUUCAAGAUGGCGGAAAGACGAAGACGACUGUGUGCACCUUUUUUGCUGGUUUAGCGAUAUUUUCAGAGUCCACGCGAUGUCUGAGGACAAGGAGAACGUUAUUCCUGAUGCACCCGGGGCCUUCAACAUACAGGAGACCAAAGUAGAGGUUCCAAAAGCCCCAAAUAUCGACGACUUUGAGAUCUUGAAGCCGAUCAGCCGCGGCGCGUUUGGAAAAGUCUUCCUGUCACGAAAGAAAAACAACCAGAAGUUGUAUGCCAUAAAGGUUGUGAGGAAGGCUGACAUGGUACAGAAGAACAUGGUUCACCAGACCAUCGCAGAGAGAGAUGCCCUGGCUCUGGUCAAGAGUCCCUUCAUUGUUCACCUCUACUACUCCCUGCAGUCCAGACAAAACAUCUACCUGGUGAUGGAGUACCUGAUAGGUGGGGAUGUGAAAUCCCUGCUACACAUCUAUGGGUACUUUGAUGAAGACAUGGCCGUCAUGUAUACAGCAGAGGUCAUCCUGGCACUCAAGUAUCUACAUGGUCACGGCAUCAUUCACAGGGACAUCAAACCUGACAACAUGCUUAUCUCCAACGAUGGUCACAUUAAGCUGACCGACUUUGGACUCUCCAAAUUCAACUUGAACAGAGAAAUCAACAUGGCAGAUGUGAUGGGUACUCCGUCACAGGUCAAACCAUUGAGUAACGACUACAACCGCACACCAGGACAGCUGCUGUCACUCACCAUGGCUUUGUCAUUCAGCGCACAAAAAUCAGGAACUCCAGUAGCAAAACACAAGCAGCUGCGCCAGUGCAUGAUGGAGAGCCCUAUGAGCUCAGUUCACUCAAGCCCCGUCAGUCUCAACCAAUCAGCAGCAAGCUCCAGAUAUUCCAACCAAUCAGCUAGCGGCUCUUCCUUUUAUGGAAGUGUCUGCAGUGUGCUGAAAAGUCUUGUGCCCAGGGGUGCUCCCUUCAAACCAAGACCGUUGGAUUCUAGUUUUGUAGAGCCAUCACCAGUGAAAUGCCUCACACCAACUCUCCGAGAGGCAAGUAGCUGUCCUGAUUCUUCCACAAGCGAAAUAAAUUUCCUAGGAAAGGGGCCGUCAUCCAAGAACUCAGUUUCCUCCAUGUUUUUUGGCAAAGAGGGAAGUCGUUCCUCUACAGGAAGUGGUGCAAGGCUUUCUGGGAAAUCCACAUCUGGGUUGGAGCAGAAUUUCUUGGCAGUGAAGUCGUCAAAAAAAGUCGGGGAAAGAUCUGUUUCUGCUGGUUCAGACAACGUUUUUGUGGGAUCAGAAGGGAGCAAGGCCAAACUGAAAACCCCCAGUCCAGCUGUACAGCCUGAUAAAAAGGUCAUGCAUCUGGAGACUCCAAGGAGAGACACACCGGCAAAGAACAUCUCUCCCAAAGCCAUUCUCAACCUCUCCUCCCUGACUAACACCUGGCCUGACUGCUGCAGCCCACAGUGGGAGGAGAGUUUCAUGACGCAUGCUGCUAAUGCCAACAACACAAAACAAGACAUCUGCUCUGCUUCACUCCCAGACAGUGGCUGUGUGGUGGACACGGAUGAGGAGAGCCUCUCUUUUAAAAAAGAGGAGUCGGUGGCACCAUUGCAGAACUUUGCACAUGACUACGAUAGAAGAAAGGACAUCAGGGAAGUGAAUAAACAACAUUCUCCUCCUGGUCUCAGAGGUCAGGGGUCAGAGGUGGUAGGGCAUGACCCUAACAACGAGACUGAGUUUUUCUCUCUAGAAAAAGAGGCAGGGGCAGCAGGUCAGAGUUCAAUACAUGGCAGUGACAGAAGAAAGGAAGCAUUUGGUCAGAUUAAGAGGCAUUCCUUUCCUAGUGUCAGAGGUGAUGGGUCAAAUGUCAUAGUUCAUGACCCUAGUGCAAAGUGUAUGCGGGACACAGUAGGGUCAGGUGGAGUGAAGAGGGCUUUUGAGAUGGUAGAAGUAAGCCCAGAGUCAGAUAAUGCUGAGAAGAAGACAGAUAAACUAUGCAAAACUCAGGACACGUUUCCACUGAGGUCCACAGGCUUGACUCUUGCCUUAGACAGGAUCUGUGUGCAGUCUAUCCUUGACUCAGCAACUAACAAGGAUGAUAACAGACAAGACAGCACAAAAGGCCAAGAUGUGCAUGAAAAGUCCAAAGCAGAAGUACCUUUUUCAUCAGAAAAUAUCUCUGUGACAGAUGACUAUGCAAAAGAGAGAAAUGCGCCAUUUGAAAGCACAAGAAAGCAAGCAAAUGGUCAAACUGGAAAAGAUGAAGAGAUGGAUCCAAUCCUGUUACUCAGCAAUCCUCCAAGCCCAAUCGACGUGCACCCACCAGCCUUUCAGCUAGAACACCGUCUAGAUGCUCCACCCCCUGCUGACAAUGUCACGUCUCCUCUAAAGUCUGCAGACACAAGCUUAGAGCAAGACAUGAGUCUGUUAAGUGUUGAGGAUGACGACUCAAGGCCGAACUCACGGAACAUGAACUAUUCCAUAGAAAGUUUGGACCACACGAAGGAAGACUCGCGACCAGGCUCAAGAAGCUUGAACCACUCUGCUGACAACUUAAACGUCAUCUUGGAAGAGCGUUCGGAAGCUUCUGUUGCGUGGAAUCCACCACCUCGGCGACAAAGUACAGGAAUGAUCAAGGAGACCCCGAAGCGAGAGGUUAUGUUCCGGGAUUCGUGCGAGAUCUACGCGCGAAGCGAGCACAGUAACUACUCGUCUGGAGCAGAGUCGUCUAUGUGUAGUGCUGACGGGUGUGCAGACCACACGGGAAUGUCCGUUACCCCUUUUGGGACCCCAAUGAACAAAGGACGGAAGGACUCAAAAGGAACACCUCAGAACAAUGGCUGGAUACAGAAAACCCCUCACCAGACCCCUGCAAGAACCCCCUUCAGGACCCCCAAGAGCGUGCGUCGAGGCCCUGCCCCCCAGGAGGAGGAUGGUAGAGUCCUGGGUACUCCAGACUACCUGGCACCAGAGCUGCUACUGGGGAAGAAACAUGGAGCGGGGGUUGACUGGUGGUCCCUGGGAGUGUGUCUGUUCGAGUUCCUCACCGGAAUUCCUCCAUUUAACGACCAAACACCAGACCUGGUGUUCCAGAAUAUCCUCCAUAGAGACAUUCCCUGGCCAGAAGGAGAGGAGGCUCUGUCAGACCAGGCUAGAGAUGCCAUCGAUUCUCUCCUUUCAAUGGAGGACCACAACAGGCCAGGACCAAGUGAGUUGCGAUCUCACCCGUUGUUUGCUGGGAUAGACUGGGAAAACCUCCAUGACAGGCCAGCUCCUUUUGUACCUUGUCCAGAUGAUGACACUGACACCUCAUACUUCGAGGCACGGAACAACGCACAACACUUACAAAUGUCCGACAUCGACCUUUGAACUCUAAAUUCCUAAAUGCCUUCGGAUCCGGACUUGAAAGAAUGUUUAGGUUCAAGUCCAAAAAAAACCCCUAAAAGUCAAGAACUGAGUCCGGACUUAUUACCAUAAAAGACCAUUUCACAUACCCCUUUUCUUUUCAAACACCUAAAACCUUAAGUAGACUGUAAAAUCUUUGCUGCAACACGAAGAAAACAUUGGCAUCGUCAAGUACCGGCCUCCAUGUUAUGUGUUAAGUUUCACCCAGACAACAUUG